Molecule: messenger RNA, 2700 nt
Organism: Emys orbicularis (European pond turtle)
Lineage: Eukaryota; Metazoa; Chordata; Testudines; Emydidae
Gene: TLR5
Product: toll like receptor 5
Exons: 3
Coding region: 1-2700 (899 amino acids)
Biological process (GO): inflammatory response; toll-like receptor signaling pathway; immune response
Cellular component (GO): plasma membrane
Molecular function (GO): transmembrane signaling receptor activity; protein binding
Source: RefSeq, a predicted model, not a curated record
AUGCUGGGGCAUUAUGUAAAAUGGAAUCUGGUUUGGAACCAGUUCAGCUGCCUUUCAUCCUGGUUAUUCAACUAUCAUCUACAGCACCUGCCUGUUAUAGUAAAAGCAAGUAACAUCACAAUGUUACAUCAUCUAGUAUUUCUCUUAGGAAUGUCACUGGUAGCCAAAGAAAUAUUUGCAUUUACAAGCUGCUAUUCCGAUGGCCAAAUUGCCAGGUAUUAUUUUUGUAACCUCACCGAGGUUCCACCUGUGCCCAAUAAUACAGUUAUACUCUGGCUAAAUUUCAACAAAAUCAGGCAAGUGAAUGCAUCCUCCUUCCCUCUGCUGGAACAGUUGCAGAUUUUGGAAAUUGGAACCCAGCUUGUCUUUUCUGUUACCAUAGGGAAAGCAGCUUUUAGGAACCUGCCAAACCUUCGAAACUUAGAUUUAGGAGACAAUAAGAUACUUCAUCUCGAUCCUGAUGCUUUUGUGAAGUUGUCAAAUGUACAAAUACUCCGGCUAUAUCACAACAGUCUUGAGGAGUCCAUUCUGGAAGAAGACUAUCUUCGAGAUAUGAUCUCCUUAGAAUAUUUGGAUCUUUCUGGAAACAAGAUCAAAAGCCUUCGCCCUCAUCGCUUAUUUUACCGUCUAAAAUCCUUGCAAAUUGUGGACCUGAAAUACAACUGGAUACCCAUCUUAUGUGAAGGAAACCUUGAUAGCUUCCAGGGAAAAUUCUUCCAAUUGUUUAUUCUCAAUUCUAAUAAAUUAUACUACUCAAUUUCUAUGGACUGGGCCAAGUGUGGAAAUCCUUUCAAAAACAUAGCCCUGGACACCCUGGAUCUUGGUGGUAAUGGCUGGGGUGUAGAUAUAAUGCAACACUUCUGCACAGCUGUGAAUGGGACUUCAAUUGUUUUUUUGAAGCUGAGCCAUCACAUAAUGGGUCCAGGAUUUGGCUUUAAGAACUUAAAAGAUCCAGACCAAGAUACAUUUGCAGGGCUAGCAAGAAGUGGCGUUCGCUUACUGGAUAUUUCACAUGGUUCUAUUUUCUCUCUCAAUCCUUAUGUAUUUCAGAGCCUUGGUGAUCUGGAAUUGCUGAACCUUCACAACAACAAGAUAAAUCAGAUCCAAAAACAAGCAUUUUUUGGUCUGGGAAACCUAGGAACUCUCAACCUGUCAUAUAACAUUCUGGGGGAGCUGUACGAUUAUACUUUUGAGGGGCUUCAGAAUGUGAUGCAUAUUGAUUUGCAACAAAAUCAUAUUGGAGUAAUUGCUGGGAAUUCGUUCAGGGAUUUAAGAAGGUUAAAGUUGGUGGAUCUCCGGGACAAUGCCAUUAAAACUCUCCCUUCUUUCCCAGCCAUGAUCACUCUUCAUUUAAGUGACAAUAAGCUAUUAUCUGUAAGUAACCAGAGAAUAAAUGCAACAGUCCUUAUCUUGGAAAGAAACAGACUGGACAAUCUGGGUGAUCUUUAUAUUCUUUUACAAGUUCCAGAUGUGAAGUAUAUCUUGUUAAGACAAAAUCGUUUAUCUUAUUGUGUUAAAAGUGUUGAUGUUAUAGAAAAUAACCAGUUAGUCUACUUGGAUCUAGGAGAAAACAUGUUAAAGCUUGUGUGGGACAGAGGUUUAUGUUUGGAUGUGUUCAGGGCACUUUCCAAACUAGAGGUGCUCCACCUGAACAACAACUACCUUACUACCCUUCCACAGGAUAUUUUUAGUGGUCUAACAUCAUUAAACAGACUUAACCUAGCCUCCAACCUGUUGUCUUAUCUUUCUCCUGGUGUUUUCCCUGAGAGCCUAAAGACACUUAAUAUGUCUGAAAACCAACUUCUUUCACCUGCCCUUGAGCUCUUCAUGACUUUGAGUAUCCUGGAUAUAACAAAUAACAGGUUUUUCUGUGAUUGCAGUUUAAACACCUGGACAGCACGGUUAAAUCAAACCAAUGUGACCUUAGCUGGCUCAGAAAAUGACACAUACUGUAUACUCCCACCUUUUUUAACAAGGGUUCCACUCUCUUCAGUGGCACUUGAUGGCUGUAAUGAAGACGAACUCCAGAAGCCUCUACAGUUCUCACUGUUCAUCUUCACUUCAGUCACUCUGAUAAUGUUCCUAACAGCAGUCAUCAUUUUUAGUCACUUUCGGGGGACUUGUUUUGUCUGGUAUAAGACCAUCAAAGGUGCUAUGCUAAAAGAACGUAAGCAAGCAAUAGAUACAAGUGCAUAUCAAUAUGAUGCAUAUUUAUGCUACAGCAGCAGAGACUUUGAGUGGGUCCAAAAUUCAUUGAUAAAGCACCUGGACUCUCAGUACUCUGAGAAAAACAGAUUUACUUUGUGCUUUGAAGAAAGAGAUUUCCUGCCUGGGGAGGAACAGAUCACCAACAUCCGUGAUGCCAUUUGGAACAGCAGGAAGACCAUUUGCAUUGUGACAAGGCAGUUCCUCAAGGAUGGGUGGUGCGUGGAAGCCUUUAAUUUUGCCCAGAGCAGAUACUUUUGUGACCUGAAAGAUGUCCUCAUUAUGGUUGUGGUUGGGUCACUUUCUCAGUAUCAGUUGAUGAAAUACAAACCGAUUAGAGUCUUUGUGCAAAGGAGUCAGUACAUGCAGUGGCCUGAAGACCAUCAAGAUGUAGACUGGUUUUUAAAUAACCUUUCUUACCAAAUUCUGAAAGAAAAAAAAGUGAAAAAGAAAUCCAGUGUUAUAGAAAUGCAAACUGUAAGGACAAUCUCGUAG